CCGAUCCGAUUACCGGUUAAACCAGCCGGUCCUGUCUUUUAAAAAUUCAAUUCUGUAGUUCUGUUCAUACCUAACCUAAUUAUAAAAAUUUCUUACUCUGAACAGCACUUUGAGAGAACUCGUGAAUCAUGCAGGCCAGUGACAGGUUUAACAUCAAUUCCCAACUUGAGCAUCUUCAAGCCAAGUAUGUUGGAACUGGGCAUGCUGAUAUGAACAGAUUCUAUGCUUCAUAUAUGGGUCAUUACCCCUUGUUGUCAUACUUUGCUAUUGCUGAAAAUGAAUCUAUUGGAAGAGAACGUUACACCUUUAUGCAGAAAAUGCUCCUGCCUUGUGGUUUGCCUCCGGAAAGAGAGGAGGAUUAGAGGUUCCAUCUGGAUGACAACUGGAUCAUUACUGUGUUAGUAGACACUGAUCAUUUGUUGUACUGUGUUAUCUGAUUCAGGAAACAGAUUGUUGUGUGCUACUUUGAUAAGAGCUUGUUCCAUUUCACUUUUUUUUCUUCUAGAUGCUUAUGUUUCAGUUGCUAUGGAGCUUCAAAAAUUUGGUCUCUGAGGUGUUGAGUUUAGUUUAUUAGCUGUUGUGUUGGCAUACCAUGUUAAAUGUGUAAAUGGUUAGUGAACAAGAGUCUGUUAAUUUAUUGUUAUACAAGAAUAGCUUUGAACUACAA
Messenger RNA from Lotus japonicus, 667 nucleotides. RefSeq lists its product as uncharacterized. Gene Ontology annotation, cellular component: U2 snRNP; precatalytic spliceosome. Bases 129 to 362 code for a protein of 77 amino acids. The record is from RefSeq and is a predicted model, not a curated record. The transcript is spliced from 4 exons. Gene Ontology annotation, biological process: mRNA splicing, via spliceosome. Lineage: Eukaryota; Viridiplantae; Streptophyta; Magnoliopsida; Fabales; Fabaceae.